AUGGGGUUCAAACAGAGUCAGUAUGAUCAUAGUCUGUACUUGAAACACACUCAACAAGGGGCUGUUCUAGUAUUAGUGUAUGUUGAUGAUAUGCUCAUCACUGGAGAUACACUUACUCUGAUUCAAGACAUAAAGAACAAGCUUGCACAAGCUUUUAAAAUGAAGGAUCUAGGAGAAUUAAAGUUCUUCCUAGGAAUUGAGUUUGCAAGGACAACUCAAGAAUAUGAUGAUCACUUGGCAAAAACAAGAACUAACACAACUGUUGAUCCUCCUACUGAUCAACAUGCCUACCAGAGAUUAAUUGGAAAGCUACUAUAUUUAACUAUGUCUAGACCUGACAUCUCAUAUGGUGUUCAAACACUAAGCCAGUACUUACGUCAACCAAAGAAAUCACACAUGGAGGUUGCUUUGAGGAUUGUCAAAUAUGUGAAGAAGGAACCAGGAAGAGGCAUUCUACUGUCAAGCAAUAAGUCAGAAGGAAUAACUGCAUACUGUGAUGCAGACUGUGCAGCAUGUGCACACUCAAGGAAAUCAGUAACAAGGUAUCUCAUCAAACUAGGUGAUUCUAUUAUUUCAUGGAAAUCAGAAAAACAAACUACCAUAUCCAGAAGUUCUUCUGAAGCAGAAUAUAGAAGCAUGGCAGCAACUGUUGCAUAA
Messenger RNA from Nicotiana tabacum (common tobacco), 657 nucleotides. The record is from RefSeq and is a predicted model, not a curated record. NCBI's taxonomy places the organism in Eukaryota, Viridiplantae, Streptophyta, Magnoliopsida, Solanales, Solanaceae.